AUGCUUCAAUGGUCCUGGCGCUUAAUAGCGCCAUUCGUCGCGCUCCUCGUCAUACGGCCCAGUAUCGCAGAAGACGUGCAAGAAAUCCUCGCUGAGAAUGCCAAUCUCUCGAACGAAACUCUGCUAUGGGGCCCUUAUCGACCAAACCUCUACUUUGGCGUUCGACCGCGUAUACCGAAAAGCUUGACUACCGGGCUACUCUGGGCAAAGGUUGACAAUUUUCAGGACGUGCAACAGAGCUUCCGCCACACAUGCGAGCAAAAUGAAGGGAUGGCAGGCUACGGCUGGGAUGAAUACGAUGUCAGACUGGGAGGCCGUCAAACUAUUCGUGACGCGGGUAACCACAUAGACAUCACCACCGAGUUUGUUAAAAUCCCAGGAGGUGACAAUGGCGGUAGCUGGGGUGUUAGGGUCAAAGGCACACCUCGAGAUGACGCCCCAGCUCGCCUUAUCACGACAGUCAUGUUUCAUGCAGGUAUGGAAGGCUUCGGAAGCUUAGGCGUACAGAAUGAGCCGGACGAUCUAGGUAUCGAAGGCGACGUUGUCUUGGAGGGAAACAGCAAUGAGCUUGGAGACUUCACUGUUCGAAUCACAACUGGACCAGAUACGAACGAAACCCCUCCGAAUGCACAUCCUAGCUCUGAGAAGAAGCCUUUGGAUAGAACCUAUGUUGCAAGCACGCAGGUUCCCGAAGAGCAUUUAUGGCAGUCGAAACAGAUCAUGUUCAGUCUGAUGAAGGGCGAAAUUGAUUCAUUGAUUGCAGAAUACGGCCAAGAUCAUGCGCCACCACCUUGGACAGUGUACACAGUGCCAAAUAAAAUCGAGGAAGGCAAUUUUCACGUCAUCCAGAAGGUUUUCCACGGCGAGUUCGAGUUUGACAUCAUGUACUCUUCGGCAUCUGCUGGUACACCUUUGACCUCUGAGGAUCUUGAGACUGCAAUAGGCAAUGCUACGGCUUCUUUCUCGGACCGUUUCUCGGAGGUACUAGCUCCAAAGUCCCCCUUCAGGGACCAGAGAUACGAUGGCUUUGCCAAGUCAAUGUUUUCAAAUCUUCUGGGCGGUAUUGGUUACUUCCAUGGUGACUCCGUUGUUGACAGAUCAUACGCACCAGAGUAUGAUGAAGACAACGAAGGAUUCUGGGAAGAGACAGCUGCUGCAAGGGCUAGGCAGGCUGGCGUGAGGUUGGAAGGUCCGUUAGAAUUGUUCUCUAGCAUACCUUCAAGACCUUUUUUCCCAAGAGGUUUUCUGUGGGACGAGGGUUUUCAUCUGAUCCCAAUCGCAGAAUGGGACAUGCAUGUGACGCUUGAGAUUGUCCGCAGCUGGUUCAAUCUGAUGGACGACGACGGUUGGAUUGGCCGCGAGCAGAUUCUUGGGGCGGAAGCUAGGACGAAAGUGCCCCAAGAAUUUACUGUGCAGUAUCCUCACUACGCGAACCCACCGACCUUGUUUCUGAUCCUGGAGACCCUUAUCGACAAGAUCAAUUCUCAACCGACUGUAUUACCCCAUCAACAUCAAUACGAUUCGAUACGUAAUGUUCACUUGAGAAACAAAGACACCGCCAUCGAUUACCUCAAGGAUCUGUAUCCGCUCCUAAAGCGGCAUUAUUUCUGGUUUCGCAAGACACAGCGGGGCGACAUCAAGUCUUAUGAUCGCGAGGCAUACUCUACAAAAGAAGGCUAUCGAUGGCGAGGGCGUAGCGAGCGGCAUGUACUUACAUCUGGGUUGGACGACUAUCCACGUCCUCAGCCACCACAUCCCGGGGAGCUGCAUACUGAUUUGAUCAGUUGGAUGGGGAUGAUGAGCCGCUCGAUGCGACGUGUUGCGGAGACUAUUGGUGAGACAGAUGAUGCCCAGGAAUAUGAAGGGUACGAAAGUGCUAUAAUCCGCAACAUUGAUGACCUGCACUGGGACGACCAAGCACAAACUUAUUGCGAUGCCACGAUCGACGACUAUGAAGAAAGCGUGCAUGUUUGCCACAAAGGCUACGUGUCCAUCUUUCCUUUCCUCACCGGUCUGUUACCGCCUGACAGCGCCCGGCUCAAAGCCACACUUGACUUGAUAUCUGACCCGGAGGAGCUGUGGAGUGAUCACGGCAUCCGUAGCCUGAGCAAGAAAGACGAGCUGUACGGGACGGAUGAAAAUUACUGGCGGUCGCCGGUCUGGAUGAAUAUGAAUUACCUUGUUGUCAAGGCCUUGUACGAUGUUGCAACGGCGUCUGCGGCAAAGAAUCCUCACAAAGCGCAAGCGUCAACAAUCUACACUAAGCUGAGAAAGAACCUAGUGGACACUGUGUUCAAGGAGUGGGAAAGAACAGGCUUUGCUUGGGAGCAGUAUAACCCAGAAAGCGGAGAGGGUCAGCGAACGCAGCACUUCACCGGAUGGACCAGCUUGGUGGUGAAGAUUAUGAAUAUGCCCCCUUUAUCGAAGGCAGUCGUCGAGGUGAAUGAGGGGUAA
Messenger RNA from Bacidia gigantensis, 2454 nucleotides. RefSeq lists its product as uncharacterized. Lineage: Eukaryota; Fungi; Ascomycota; Lecanoromycetes; Lecanorales; Ramalinaceae. Gene Ontology annotation, biological process: protein N-linked glycosylation; oligosaccharide metabolic process. Gene Ontology annotation, cellular component: endoplasmic reticulum membrane. The transcript has 4 exons. Bases 1 to 2454 code for a protein of 817 amino acids. Gene Ontology annotation, molecular function: Glc3Man9GlcNAc2 oligosaccharide glucosidase activity. The record is from RefSeq and is a predicted model, not a curated record.